Molecule: messenger RNA, 645 nt
Organism: Dipodomys ordii (Ord's kangaroo rat)
Lineage: Eukaryota; Metazoa; Chordata; Mammalia; Rodentia; Heteromyidae
Gene: Hand1
Product: heart and neural crest derivatives expressed 1
Exons: 2
Coding region: 1-645 (214 amino acids)
Biological process (GO): heart development; regulation of transcription by RNA polymerase II
Molecular function (GO): RNA polymerase II transcription regulatory region sequence-specific DNA binding; DNA-binding transcription factor activity, RNA polymerase II-specific; protein dimerization activity
Source: RefSeq, a predicted model, not a curated record
AUGAACCUCGUGGGCAGCUACCCUCACCACCACCAUCACCACCCGCACCCCGCGCACCCCAUGCUCCACGAGCCUUUUCUCUUUGGCCCGGCGUCGCGCUGUCAUCAGGAUCGGCCCUAUUUUCAGAGCUGGCUGUUGAGCCCGACAGACGCUGGUCCUGAUUUCUCAGCCGGCGGGCCGUCGCCCAGUGCCGCCGUGGCUGCCGCUGCCUACGGUCCCGAUGCCAGGCCAGGCCAGAGCCCCGGACGACUGGAAGCGAUCGGAGGCCGCCUGGGCCGGCGGAAAGGUUCUGGACCCAAGAAGGAAAGGAGACGCACGGAGAGCAUCAACAGCGCUUUCGCUGAGCUUCGAGAAUGUAUCCCCAAUGUGCCGGCAGACACCAAACUCUCCAAGAUCAAGACUCUGCGCCUAGCUACCAGCUACAUCGCCUACUUGAUGGAUGUGCUAGCCAAGGAUGCCCAGGCUGGAGAUCCUGAAGCUUUCAAGGCUGAGCUCAAAAAGGCGGAUGGUAGCCGGGAGAACAAGAGGAAAAGGGAGAUGCCGCAGCACGAAGGCUUUCCUCCAGCGUUGGGCCCUGGGGAGAAGAGGAUUAAAGGGCGCACCGGCUGGCCGCAGCAAGUCUGGGCGCUGGAGUUAAAUCAGUGA